AUGACAACCUACACCCUCCCAAUAGAAAUCUUCGGACCAGGCACAGCCCCAAACCACCGCAGCCACUGGAGCUGCAUGAUAAGCCAAACAAACAACACAGACUACGGUGAUUUCGUCCAAGUAGAAGUAAUCGACGACAGAAAGCUCUGGUUCUCGUACACCCCGCGCUACGGCACGAAGAUCGUCGACAGACAAGCAGUGGGGAUGUGCAAGAUCGUUGAUCUAAAUCCUCAGGAGCGUAGACGUGCCAUUGAGGUGGUUGAGGGUGUGGCGCCGCCUAUUGAUGGCGUCAAGAGGUGUCAGGAUUGGCGUUUCGAUGCGCUUAUUUGGCUUAAGAGUGAGGAUUUGGUUAAUGACGGUACUUGUGCGUUCUGGGAGGGGUUAAUUGGGAAACCAGCUGGUGAGGUUACCAGGGUUUGUGGGGAUUUGUGGGUUAGUCUGGUUUGA
Messenger RNA from Penicillium canescens, 447 nucleotides. RefSeq lists its product as uncharacterized. NCBI's taxonomy places the organism in Eukaryota, Fungi, Ascomycota, Eurotiomycetes, Eurotiales, Aspergillaceae. Bases 1 to 447 code for a protein of 148 amino acids. The transcript has a single exon. The record is from RefSeq and is a predicted model, not a curated record.